GGUGUAUAUAAACGGAGGCCGAAGGGGCAUUCACAAUCCCACGGUCUACUAGCGCUCUCAUCACCAGCUGACUCCAACCCUCAGAGCCUGCAGCCAUGGCGUUCAACGGAACCUGGAAGGUCGACCGCAAUGAAAACUACGACAAGUUCAUGGAGCAGAUGGGCAUCAACAUCAUGAAGCGCAAGCUGGCGGAGCACGACAACCUGAAGAUCACCAUCGAGCAGACCGGGGACAAGUUUCACAUCAAGGAGUCGAGCACAUUCCGCACCAAAGACAUCGACUUCACCCUGGGCGUCCAGUUCGACUACAGCCUGGCCGACGGCACCGAACUCUCAGGCGCGUGGGAGAUGGAGGGUGACGUGCUGAAAGGCAAAUUCAACAGGAAAGACAACAGCAAGGUCCUGACCACCACCAGAACUGUGGUGGGAGGAGAGCUCGUACAGACUUACAACUAUGAGGGAGUGGACGCUAAAAGGAUUUUCAAGAAGCAGUAACCUGGAGUCCGAAGAUCAUAUUUUAUUUUUUUAUAGACAACACAAUAUAUAGAUUUGUGGUUUGCUUUUUUUUUUGCUUUUUCUUUUUCUAACAAUACAACGAGGCUACAUCGAGCGUGUCCUCACAGGAUUCUGCUUCGUAUACCUCAAAAGUGAAGUUUGAAACAGCUGAACACUGAAACGAUCGAUGUUAACAUGUCAGGACAACAUGUCGGUCCAAUGAGCCUUAAAUAGAAUCAGAAAAGUACCUGGUGGUGGUACCGAGCCAUGCAGAUCAUUUUGGUUUCCUUUGCCCUGAUUCUGAGAUUUAAAGGUGCAACAUGUAGAAAUGUUUGGUUUAAAACAUGUUUAAAAAAUGAACAAAAAUUAAAAAACAGAAUGCGACGUCUAUGAAGUUAGCAUGCUAGUUAGCUGGAAGUUAGCCACGAGAAUGCAGUGGUGCUCUAGGCCUCAGUACUGAGUCAGCUAAUAGAGCCGCUAGCCGCACUGCAAACCCAGCUAACUCAGUUGGCAUACUGCACCUUUAAAAUGUAAUUUAAUAGAUUCAGAACUACUCAGAAUAAUACUCAGAACAAGCUGUCAGCAGUUUUCAGAGGGACUAGUCCGUCAUUAUGUCAAAGUUCCAACGAAACUGUGCCACUGUCCAAUUUCUUAAAUGUAGAUGGAGACAAUUUUUCACUUCUGGGCAAAAAAAUACCAAAAAACAUCAGCAGGAUUUGUCACAACUAGUGCUGUUUUGUUGUAAUUUAGGAAGAUCGACUCCAGUUAAACUAAACUUGACUGUUAAUUACCUCAGAUCCCUCUCUGAACUUUAUCAUCCAUCCCAAACAACAUGAAAUAUAUCAGAUGUUGUCUUCAAACAUUUUGGGAAACAAGUCAGUUUGCACUAAUGGUUCUGAUAUAUUAUGUGGUCUGUAACAAUAAAGCAACUGCUGCGUGUCACUUGA
Acanthopagrus latus (yellowfin seabream) is the source of this 1441-nucleotide messenger RNA. RefSeq names its product fatty acid-binding protein, intestinal-like. Lineage: Eukaryota; Metazoa; Chordata; Actinopteri; Spariformes; Sparidae. The record is from RefSeq and is a predicted model, not a curated record. Gene Ontology annotation, biological process: fatty acid transport. The transcript has 4 exons. The coding region runs from base 96 to 494 and encodes 132 amino acids. Gene Ontology annotation, cellular component: cytosol; nucleus. Gene Ontology annotation, molecular function: fatty acid binding.